This is a messenger RNA of Rotaria sp. Silwood1, 1580 nucleotides long. Lineage: Eukaryota; Metazoa; Rotifera; Eurotatoria; Philodinida; Philodinidae. The record is from the annotation of a GenBank genome assembly.
AUGACUGAUGAAUUCAAUCGAUAUUAUAUCAAAAUUCGAGCUAUUUUGGGAAUAGAUUCAAAAACAAUCUUUGACGAACUUACAGAGGCAUUGGAACCUGAUGCUCCAUCAUAUCCAACAGUCAGAAGAUGGGCGAAACGUUUUCGUGAAGGAAGAGACGAUGUCACUGAUGAUCCUCGAUCUGGUCGUCCGAUUUCGGUACUUACAGAUGAAAAUGUUGAACGCGUUCGACAAGUUAUCGAAGAUGAUCCACACUCAACUUAUGAUGAUAUUAUGGGUGAGACUGAUCUAUCACGUGGUACAAUAGAACGAAUUAUUCAUGAUCGUCUAAAGAUGAGAAAAGUUACAUCACGUUGGGUUCCUCAUCAACUUACUGACGAACAAAAACAAAAACGACUUAGAAUUUGUCGUCAAAAUUUAGAGAAAUUUAGAAAUGGAACAUGGCAUUUAUGUGAUGUUAUUACUGGUGAUGAGACAUGGAUUUAUCACAGGCAGAUUGGUCGAAAGUCAAGCAAUGCUACUUGGGUUGGCGAAAAUGAACUACCAAGAACCAUUGUUCGUCGGAAUAGAUUUGAACCUAGAACACUAUUUUGCUUCUUCUUCAAAUCCACUGGUUCUCUUCUCAUACACAAAGUAGAUAAGGACAAGACAAUCGAUCAUGACUACUGUAUUGAUAAUUGUCUUAUACCUGUUAUCAAUGAAAUAAGAAAAAAGGAAAAGUCAUCACGUACUACAUAUAAAAUGCUUCAUGAUAAUGGUCCUCCUCAUACUCAUCCAGAUGUUAUUGAUUAUUUAAUGGAGGAAGGAAUCGAAAUCAUUCCACAUCCACCAUAUUCACCAGAUCUCGCACCGUGUGACUUUUGGCUAAAUGAUUAUAUCAAGAACAAGUUGACGGAUCACACAAACGAAGAAUCAUUAGCUCAAGAGGUUUCCACCAUAGUGAAGAAUAUUCCAAUAAACGAGUUUAAAAAGACUUUCGAUAAACUGUUAGAAAGAAUGAAACUUUGUAUCGAAAAUAAUGGUGAUUAUUUUGAGCAUUUAAUAAAAUAAAAUAACGAAUGUCUCUUCGUUUCUGUAUUGUGGUUUUAUGUUGGCAUGAUCUUUUCUUGGCUAUAAAUACUAUAGAUUUAGUCUGAAAGGAUGUUAGAACUAAGUCUAAGAGAGAGUUGCUCUAUAUAUUAUUAAAGACGAGACGUUAUACUAUAUAUUGCCUUAGUAAAAUAUUCAAUAUUUAUUGCUUUAUUAAAUUUUAAAAACUGUGAUCAGAACUUUUGGUAUACCCUAAGUAUAGCUGUUGUAAAGGUGUGGCGAAAACGGCUACUCUUAUCCUCCAUAAUUACUUGGCAUAUGAUCGCGUACAGCCGAGCAUAACUGACCUGGGUAUUCACCAUUUACUUAAUGUUGGCCCUCGAUGAUACAGACGACGCACCUAUUGCUGGCCAUCAUACAUAUUAAUCAUCUACUGCAUAGUGAGCCUCAUCAAUUUAGAUUACCUAAUUGAUGAUUCUCCUUAUAGAUAUCUAUUAACUACUCAAGGACAGUGCUUAAUAUUAUAAAUGAUAGUACGCGUGUGAAAAUAU